Messenger RNA from Juglans microcarpa x Juglans regia, 1229 nucleotides. RefSeq lists its product as uncharacterized. Bases 458 to 1012 code for a protein of 184 amino acids. Gene Ontology annotation, biological process: GPI anchor biosynthetic process. Gene Ontology annotation, cellular component: glycosylphosphatidylinositol-N-acetylglucosaminyltransferase (GPI-GnT) complex. NCBI's taxonomy places the organism in Eukaryota, Viridiplantae, Streptophyta, Magnoliopsida, Fagales, Juglandaceae. The record is from RefSeq and is a predicted model, not a curated record. The transcript has 6 exons.
GGCCUGGGCUCCAUCACAAAACUUUAACCUUCAAGGCUUCAACCCAACCCACCAUUUCCCCUAUAACGCACCCCGAUCAAUCGGCUCUUGUUUCGCUCUUCCUCACUCAUCUUCUUCAACUUCAGCUUGUCUUCCCGUCGAAAGCCAUUCCGAUUGCUGCUUUUGCUAGAGGUACGAGGAGGAGGAUACUAAGCUUUCAAGACAAAGAAAAAUUCAAAACAACAAAGCCAUAGUAGACUCUGAACCGAAUCUGCCUUCCAAUGGCGCAUCCAACGACAAAGACGGUGCGUUUCGACUGUAAGAUUCUGAGAUUGAUUAAUCUAUAAUUUUCCAUGCUGAUGCCGGUAAUGAGUCGUUUUCUCUGAUGCAAACACCAAAGACAACAAGCAGAGCAGGCAAAUUAUGCAAGUACAGUAAGAACCUAUGAUUUAUUAAGAUCCUUUUAGUGUACGAGAUAAUGGCGGAGUGUGGUAUAUUUGAUAAGAGAUAUAGUUAUAUACAUGACCGUAAAUGGGGUUCUGAAACGGCUGACGUUCACCACAUCAUUGUUCGGAAGAGCCGCGCAAAGGGUUUCCUUGUAUACUUUUCGCCCAUUCUUCUUUUAGCAAGUGCAUUCCACCUUUUCCUCUUCAAGGAUAAUAUCACAAUUACUUUCUGGAACUUUCUUUUGAUUUCAUUCCUUGUCAAACUCUUACUUCAGAAGCCUGUAGAGAAAGAGUCUGUUAUAGUUAUGCCAGCUUUUGGAGUUCAACUUGAAACUCACCAUGGAAGUAAAAUCAUCCAUCGCUUUGUACCCAUUGACAAGAUAUUAAAACCGGUGCUAUCAGAAUGUGUGACCCCUGUUACUUGUUACUGGAGCCUGUCUUUCAUUAUACGAGGAGAAGCAGAACUGAUGUUAGUUUUUAAGGAAGUAUGUCCGCCUGUGAAAAUGCUAGUCCCCAUCUGGAAGGCCUUAUGUGCCGCCACUGGUAGUGAAGGAAUCCUUGGCACGCCUACUGCUGAUGCCCCAUAGUGUUGAGCGAUUUUUAUCGAGAACAGUGGACUUGAACUAAGAGGCACCGCACCGUGGACAGAGGAAUUAUAUAUCCACAUUGUGGUUGAGUGAUUGCAUGCUUUUGAAGAUCAAUUAAUGCGUUAGUACCAUACACAUAUUGAAGGGAAGAAGGUUCACAGGAUGAAUCAAUUCUUGUGAAGAUCAAAUUUAUACCCAUUUUCAAAAUUUUGACGCA